Lodderomyces margitis is the source of this 873-nucleotide messenger RNA. RefSeq lists its product as uncharacterized. The record is from RefSeq and is a predicted model, not a curated record. Lineage: Eukaryota; Fungi; Ascomycota; Pichiomycetes; Serinales; Debaryomycetaceae. Bases 1 to 873 code for a protein of 290 amino acids. The transcript has a single exon.
AUGCUAAUAGAACCAGUACAUCACCCACACGAGGAACCCCCACUACCUAAUCGUACAUACAAUACCACCUCACCGAUUUCGAGUCCCACGCACCAACUUCAAGUCCAUAUAGCAAACCAUUACAAAUAUAUCCAAUCAAGCAGCACCAAUAUCGCUUCCACUAUCCAAGUUCUACCAAUUACUACAUCGAGCUCAUUUGAGAUCCCUUCGCCAACUCAUUCGGAUCCACUUUCCACUUCAUUAACCCCUGAAGUUCCCUCACUUGUAUCACCACACGAUCCACCCUAUGAUGCUGAUUUAUAUUGCCCACAACGAGCUAGUAUUAGACCCCGAGGAACAACUUCUCUAUUUGGUCGUGAUAUUUUUGAUGAAUAUGUGGGACACCGUUAUGAUAGAUUCAGGCCAACUGAGUCUCAGCAGAAUAAUGAUGUGAUUAUGAACAAUAUGCACCCUUUUCAACGAGAUGAUUAUGGAGUUGUACCAAAAUCAUUCCUUGAGAGUGUUGCCUCCUGGUUUAAACCCAGGCCUGUGGUGCACGAUUUGGAAAUGCAACAACAAAGGGAGGAGGAGGAGGAGAAGAGCGAAUCAUUGCCAAAUACUGUCAUCAUCACUAGAGAAGCCGGGGAGUCCUCGCCACACCCUGUUUACACCCCAAGAGGUAUCCCCAUCAACGAGUUUGUGUUAAACUACAGUAAACCGGUUGACGACUCGAACCUCGGCGAAGAGACUGAAAGAAGAGCAGCAAUUGUAAACCUGUUUGAUGAAGAGGUUCGUGAUUUGGUUGAUGGGCUGGACAACUUCUUAACAUCUUGUUUUGACGGAAUUUGGACAUUCUUUAACGACUCAUUUGACUACUGUUUAAAUUUGAGUUGA